Messenger RNA from Phyllopteryx taeniolatus (common seadragon), 5690 nucleotides. RefSeq lists its product as uncharacterized. Gene Ontology annotation, molecular function: ubiquitin binding. The coding region runs from base 639 to 1223 and encodes 194 amino acids. The record is from RefSeq and is a predicted model, not a curated record. The transcript has 6 exons. Gene Ontology annotation, biological process: protein modification process; endosome to lysosome transport; protein transport. NCBI's taxonomy places the organism in Eukaryota, Metazoa, Chordata, Actinopteri, Syngnathiformes, Syngnathidae. Gene Ontology annotation, cellular component: ESCRT I complex.
UUUCGCAGUUACUGUAUUGUUGUUGUUAAUACACUAAGGUACACUUCUCAAAGGAAAUACUAAUGAUUAUUCAAAUAAAUAAAAAAAUAAAAAAACACCAGUGUAACUCUGAAAACAUAACUACUAACUAACAAAAUCAUAUGAAUGGUCAAUGUAAGACCAGUGCAUCAACCCACUGAUCAUUGGAUUCCGAAUUACUGUAUACUGUACUCAAAAUCAAAAGUGGGAAAAUGAGAUGAGAGGCUGAGCAAACUUUAUAAUUUCUUUGAGGCACAUCGUUUUAGUUUGUGUUUGACUACAAAUUUGUUUUAGUCAAGAUUUAAAAUUGAUUUACGUCGGCAACCAGCCAUGUAUCACAUAUUUAUUGAAAAAUUACCCAUAAUAGUAAAACUGUGUCACAGACUCAAGAUGUUUGUUUGAGCCAUGUAGCCUAAUUAUUAUGGUUUAUAAGUCACGUGAUUCUACUGUCAUGACGCUGCUCUUUUAUUGCAUUCAUAAAGUGUGUGUGUGGAGGGGAGUCAUAAAGUUCUGUGCUUGUCUAUAAAUACAAGGAAAGAAAAAGACAAAGGUUAGUGGGUGUUGGUCAUCCUGAAAGACGAGGCAAUACCAAUUUUUGGUUUUAGAUACACACAACAGUCAUGACAUCCUGCAAAAGUGCCAUAAAGAAAAUGCUGCCAAAGACAUAUCUUCGUAAGCAUGUGUCCCAUGAAAUACACGUUGCGUUGAUCCACUUCAAAGACCUUGUUCCAAUGGUGGAUAAAUACAUUUACAAUGAUGGGACCACCAAGGUCUUGAUGAGUCUCACAGGAACUAUACCCAUCAUUUUUAAAGAUAUGAGUUACAACAUCCCCAUAUGUGUGUGGUUUGAGGAGAGCUACCCUCAGUCGGCCCCCAUCUGCUACGUCAGGCCCAUGCGGGACAUGAUGAUAUUGCGCGGAAACUAUGUCUCUGGCAAUGGUGACAUCCUGCUGCCAUACUUGCAGGAGUGGAAGCAGGGGAAGUGUGACCUGGUGAGCCUCCUGCAGUUGAUGGUUGCCAUGUUUGGAGACGUCCCUCCCAUCUGUAUGCAGCCUCAUCCCCAGCCUGCGCAAGCAUCCUAUUCAAUCUUCCCAACCUGGUGCAGGUCAACAAUUUGGUUUCUGGCGUCCUUUGACACUCUUUGGUUUGGCCAUAGUGGAGUUUGGAGUGUGACUGAGAUUGUGGACAGGUGUCUUUUAUACUGAUAACGAGUGGAGAACAGAGGAGCCUCUUAAAGAAGUUACACGUCUGUGAGAGCCAGAAAUCUUGUUUGUUUGCAGGUGACCAAAUGCCUUUUUUCCACCAUAAUUUGCUAAUAAAUUAUUUAAAAAUUAAUGUGAUUUUUCUGGAUUUUUUUCCUCAUUUUGUCUCUCAUAGCAGGGGUAUACCUAUGAUGUAAAUUACAGGCCUCUCUCAUAUUUUCAAGUGGGUGAACUUGCACGAUUGGUGGCUGACUAAAAUUGAAAAUUGAAAAAAUUGUACCGGCAUUAACUGAUUACUAGCAACUUUUUAUUGCUCAGUGACUGUUUUCCUCAAUGUCUUUAUGUCUCAAAAGUGUUCUCUGUCAAUUGACUGUCUGUUGUCGUACUAGAGCGGCUCCAACUCCCGGAGACAAAUUUCUUGUGUUUUUGACAUACUUGCCGAAAUAAAGAUGAUUCUGAUUCUGACUAAAUACUUUUUUGCCCCACUGUAUAUAUAAGGGAUGUAACAAUAUUCACAAUAUCGCUCGAUAUUGUCAUGGUGUUGUCUCUGUGUAAAAUAAUGAGCCUCGUGUUUAAAAUUUAGUUUUCGUCCGGCAAUACGAAGCCACACUGCUUAGCCAGACUUAAAAGUGCGUUUCACUUCCUCAUUUGAGUGGAAACGCAGCCGAUUGGUAGGGUAACCCCUGUGACCAAUUGUGUUCAUCACAAGAAAUACACUGAUUGGCUGACUGGCCCAUGUGACCGAAAGGUUUGCAUUGGGAGGGAUGGAGAAGAAUUGCAACCUUCUACGGCAUACCACUCCUGUCACAAUCGUUACAACAUAUCCGUCCGCCAAUCCAUCUCAUUCGUCCCCAAAAAAUGAAAAAAAUAAAAAAUAGGUACACUCCAUACAAAUACAACAACCAACAUCAAUGCAAAAAUAAAUCAUCUUAUAUACUUCCCUCAAAAAUGAAGUGUCUACGUUUCAAAUUAUAAGAUUAAACAGGCUGCUCAGAAAAAAUCAUUUUACAAUAUCACUAAAUGGAGGAAAACAAACAGGAUCCCCAGGAUUAUUUAUUGUUACUUGGUUGUUUUUAAACCUGCUUUGCCUUUGAGUGUUCCUGUGUUUCUGAAUUGACUUGAGGUUUUGGACUCAAGAAAAUAAAUCACUGUUAGUAGGCAGUAUCCAAUUUAUAUUGUAAAUUUAAAAAAAUGGCAAUAAAUACUGUUAAGUGAAAAGACGAUUUCUCAAUGAACAGUUUUGUUAUUGUGAGCAUAGCAUGAUUAUUACUGUAGCAAUAAUAGUGUUUUGGACCUAUACGAAUGUAGACAUUGGAUGGAUGAGGAUAGAAGUGCACGGUAAUAUAUGAUAUGAAGAAAAACUUGUGGGAAAAUGUAGCGAAACUAAUAAAGCCUACUGAGAAGGACUUGGCCAGCAAGAAAAAGAGAGGUUUUUCGGUUUGCCUGGGUUGGCCUCCUGGCUCCACUUGUACCGUGAACCCUUCUGCAAUACCAUGAGUCUUACUGCAGUACCGUGAGCUUUCUCACGAUGUCGCAAUAAUUAUCGUACCGUGAGAUUAAUACCGUGAUAAAACCGAACGGUGAGCUAUACAGUAGAUAUCGUUACAUCCAUAUAUAUAUAUACACACACACACACACACACACACAGACCCUUUCCAAAAAGAUUUAUACCACGUAAGAGUUUAUUUCCAUAAUUCCAUUAAAAAAGUAAAACUUUCAUAGAUUCAGGGCCCACAAUUUAAACAAUUUCAAGUAUUUAUUUAUUUUUACAUAAUUUGGGCUUCCAGCUCAUAAAACCCAUCAAAUCAGGAAUUCAAGAAAUUAGAAUACUUUGAAGAAAUCACCAUAUACUUCUCAGUUUUUGUAGAAAAAAAAGAGAAAUUAGGGUCACAUUAAAUCAAUCAAAAUAUUAUACUUUCAAAAGGAUAUGUUAAUCGUCAAUAUUUGGUUGGGAAUCCCUUUGCUUUAAUCACUGCCUCGAUGCGCCGUGGCAUUGAGGCAAUCACCGUGUGGCAUUACCUGGGAGUUAUGUAAAACCAGAUUUCUUCUUUGGUUUUGGGUCAGGUGCCCCUCCUUUUCCUCUUGAUAAUACCCCAUAGAUUCUCAAUGGGGUUUAGAUCCGGCGACUUGGCUGGCCAGUCAAGCACUGUGAUGGCAUGGGCAUCAAACCAGGUUUUGGUGCUUCUGGCGGUAUGGGCAUGGGCCAGGUCCUGCUGGAAGAUGAAAUCUGCAUCUCCAUACAGAUCCUCAGCAGAAGGAAUCAUCAAGUCAUCUGAAACAUUCUGCUAGACUGUUGCGGUGAUCUUGGAUUUAAGAAAGGAGAGUUUAACAACACCUGCACUGGACAUUGCACCCCAAAUCAUGACUGACUGUGGAUAUUUCACACUGGACCUCAAGCAGCUUGGGUUCUGUUCUUCACCAGUCUUCCUCCAAACCUUUGGACCUUGAUUCCCAAAUGAAAGGUACACUUUACUUCCAUCAGAAAAGAGGACCUUGGACCACUGGCCAACAGUCCAGUCCUUCUUCUCCUUGGCCCAGUUGAGACACUUCCUACGUUGGCUCAGGCUCAGAAGUGGCUUGACCCAAGGAACCCGACAGUUGUAGCCCGUCUGAAUGUGGUGGUUUUUGAAGCUGUGUAUCCCACCUCAUUCCACUCUUUCUGGAUCUCUGCUAGAUUUUUUUAUCUUCUCUGUUUGAUAAUCCGCUGAAGCCCACGGUCAUCUCUUUUGCUGGUGCAUCUUCUCCUGCCACAUUUUGUCCUUCCAUUGUUAUGCUUGGACGCAGCACUCUGUGAACAGCCAGCCUUCUGAGCUAUGAACGUUUGUGGCUUACCCAUCCUAUGGAGGGUAUCAAUGUUGGUCUUCUGGCCAUUUGUCAAGUCUGCAGUCUUCCCCCUAUUGAACCAAACUGAAAUAAUUUAAUGACUCCUGGGGAAACCUGUGCAGGUGCUUUGAGUUUAGUAGGUGAUUAGUGUGUGACACUCAGUUUAAAACAUUUAUGGGCUGCAAAAUUUGGCAUUCUAAUUUUAUGAAUUCCUGAUUUUGUAGGUUUUAUGAGCUGGAAGCCCAAAUUAUGUAAAAAUAAACAAAUAAAUACUUGAAAUUGUUUAAAUUGUGGGUCCUGAAUCGGUAAUUUAUGAAAGUUAAACUUUUUGAUUGGAAUGAUGGAAAUAAAUCAACUUUUCCAUGAUAUUCCAAUUUUUUGGAAAGGGUUUAUAUAUUUUAAUCACACACACAUCAUACUGUAUGAUUUCUGACCUGUGAUCUCAUAAAUUGUGUAAUCUCACCUGUGGAUGUAUACGUUUUUUGUUUUGCUUUUCUUUUACUUUUUUUUGGCUUGUAUACUUUCUUCUUUCCCAGGAUGAAGUACAUUUAUUAUUUUUUUUUACUAUGGUUUUAUUCCCAUUUCUCUUAACUGUGUUAUUGUGGAGGCGGCACUGUGGAUGACUGGUUAGAGCGUCUGACUCACAGUUCAAUUGCAAUGCAAUUCAUUAAGUGGGUUCACUGUAGUCAGAAUUUAGGACCAUAUUUUGUUUUUUGUUGAUGUGGCUGCUGUUGUUGUAUAAUGGGUAUUCAAUACAAAAGCCAAUUUUGUGAGCAAAGAGGAAAAUGUCAAUCAUUAAACUUAAAAAUGAAAACAAAUGCUACACUAAAAUCUCACUAUAAUCUUAAAACAAGAGUUAAAUAUGUAAUUAUUCAAAUGUAUUGUUCCUGUUUAGCUUAUUUCUGUUGUCUUCUAAUAUCUGCUGUAUCAUUUUGUUGUUGGUAAUAAAGUUUUAGUGACGACUGACGUCAAAGGGCCGUGGACGACUGGUUAGCACAUCUACCUCACAAUUCUGAGGACAGGGGUUCAAAUUCCGGCCCCGCCUGUGUGGAGUUUGCAUGUUCUCCCCGUGCCUGGGUGGGUUUUCUCCGGGCACUCCGGUUUCCUUCCACAUCCCAAAAACAUGCGUGGUCGGUUGAUUGAAGACUCUACAUUGCCCGUAGGUGUGAAUGUGAGUGCGAAUUGUUGUUUGUUUCUAUGUGACCUGCGAUUGGCUGGCGACCGGUUCAGGGUGUACCCCACCUCCUGCCCGAAUAUAGCUGGAAUAGGCUCCAGCACCCCGCGACCCCAGUGAGGAUAAGCGGUAAAGUAAAUGGAUGGAUGGAUGACGUCAAAGGGUACCCGGAAAAUGUCAGGUGUAUUACCGGAAAUUCAGACGCGUUAUUAGGAUUCCCACAAAGUUUCUAGGCAUGACACGCCCUUCUGCAACAUGAUUGGCUUUUGCGUCGCAGGAAGGGCAGGCUACGCCGCUGUAACGAGAUGACCAUCCCAAACAUGCAUCACAUUUGUAUGAAAUAAAAACAAAGAAGUUUGUUAUGGUUAGGUUUGGGCCUAGCGUUUGGGUUUAUUGUGGUUUAGGAUGGGUUCAGGUUAGGAUUGGGGUGGGUUAGGGUUAAUGGGAAUCAUUGAAGCCGCCACAUCUUUUCC